AUGAAAACGCCGAACGGUUCACCGGUUUCUAGUCCAUCUCCGAAACCUCGUCAACUCCGAACCCGCGAAUCAAGUUCACGGUUUCUCCCUUCACCUCCCAACUCAACCACACACUCCGCAGAAUGCCACUCCCCGGUCCGCCGCAAAUCCUCCAGCCCAAACCGGCGCCAUGCAAUCACGGAGGACCCGGGUCCCACGCGCCACCAACUAUGGCCUUCGUCUGCGGUGACGAAGAGAAACUCCGGUACUCUCGCCGACCACAUCACCGAAGACAGAAUCAUAGAGGGCACAACUAAUACACCCAUCAGCAUUGGUGGCUCUGCGAGACACGUGGCGAAAUUAGCAACACCUUCGGAAUCACCAUCUUCUAAGAGACCCGUUUACAGCAACAUGGCUCCUGGAAGAUUGUUGCUGGACGAGAACGCCAAGUCCUUCUCUUCGCGGAGACACUCGUGUUCUUCUAGAAACUCUAUCGAUUCAGAACCUGACGCGGGAAAAACAACACCGAGAAAAGCUGACAUGGAGGUUGAACAUUCGAGUGUUGCAACAACAACGUUGAGAAGGCCUCGAAGGGGAACUUCAGAUUCCAAUAUUGCGAACAUGAACGGUGACUCGUCGGCUGUGAAACGCUUCACGUUGAAAACGGCUAUUAGGAGGGCUAAUUCGCUUGCUGGAUCGUACAAGAGUUCGAAGUCUUCGUGGGCUUUGUCUCCUGGGAGAGCGGAGUCGCCGGCUAUGUCGGUCGAGAGCAUGGAUAGACCGAUGUCGUUUUCGGGCUUCAAACACCAUCCCACUAGUCCUACUACCAAGGUGAAAGGGGUGGAGAAGUUGCUCAACAUGGGUUUUGAUCUUUUCAAGAGUAAGAAAAGUGGUGGGUUUGGGUCUCUUUCGCCCAUUGGUUUUGGUGUUAGCUCGGAGGUUGUUCAUAAGCUUCGUUUGUUUGAUAAUCGGUUGAUGCAAUGGCGGUUUGCAAAUGCUAGAGCCCAGGUUGUGAAUGGAACCAUUUCUCACAAGGCUGAGAGCAAUUUGACAUGUGUUUGGGAUGCUCUCACAAAGAUACAGCGUUCUGUUCUGAAAAAGAAGAUGCAAUUUGUCAGAGAAAAGCUUGAAAUGAAGGUCGCUUUUGUUCUGUAUUCUCAGAUGAAGCUGUUAGAAUCAUGGGUAGGUAUGGAAAGGCAACACUUACAAGCAAUAACCGCCAUCAAAGAGUGUCUGCAUUCGGUUGUUUGCAGAGUUCCUCUUUUGGAAGGUGCUAAGGUGAACAUGCAAUCAACAUCUAUUGCUCUACGGCAGGCAACUGAUCUCACGGCUCGCAUCAAGUCAAUUUUUACUACUUUAUCAUCUCCCGAGGUUGAUAAGAUUACUGCGACGCUAUCGGAAUUAGCAAAAGUUGUAGCACAAGAGAAACAACUCCUAGAAGAGUUCUAUGAUAUUUUCCAGGCCAUAUAUGUCUUUGAGGUUCAAGAAAGAAGUGUAAAGUGCAAUCUCGUUCAACUAGAAGUCUGGCAGAAAAUCAUAUGA
This is a messenger RNA of Vigna angularis (adzuki bean), 1521 nucleotides long. Its product is annotated as QWRF motif-containing protein 3-like. Gene Ontology annotation, molecular function: microtubule binding. The record is from RefSeq and is a predicted model, not a curated record. The coding region runs from base 1 to 1521 and encodes 506 amino acids. NCBI's taxonomy places the organism in Eukaryota, Viridiplantae, Streptophyta, Magnoliopsida, Fabales, Fabaceae. The transcript is spliced from 6 exons. Gene Ontology annotation, cellular component: nuclear microtubule; cytoplasm; centrosome. Gene Ontology annotation, biological process: centrosome cycle; spindle assembly.